Molecule: messenger RNA, 4508 nt
Organism: Engraulis encrasicolus (European anchovy)
Lineage: Eukaryota; Metazoa; Chordata; Actinopteri; Clupeiformes; Engraulidae
Product: protein diaphanous homolog 3-like
Exons: 29
Coding region: 481-4182 (1233 amino acids)
Biological process (GO): actin filament polymerization; actin cytoskeleton organization
Cellular component (GO): actin filament
Molecular function (GO): actin binding; small GTPase binding
Source: RefSeq, a predicted model, not a curated record
UACCGACGGACUGAAGUUUGAAGUUGCGUCUUGAAGUUUGUGGUGGAAAUCGCUUAGAAUCAUACUUGGAGUUGUAAGUGCCUGUGAAAAUUAGUUGACACAACUAUUGACAUUCGCUGCCUGGGGCCUCGUGUCUUCGUACUGUCGUUACCUCGCUAGGUGAUCUAAAAAGCCUGAAAUUGGAUUAACAUCAGUCGGAGCUAAACUAAUUUAGCUAGCAAGCAACAGCGGCGUUUGUUUCCAAUCUAUGCGUUAGCAAGCUGCUAGUUGGAGGCCUAUCUUCUUUUCCACUCAAUUACACCCCAUGGCAGGACCUUACAAUUACCCUGUCACUGUCAGUGUGUUUUAAGGGUCGCUGAAGGGGAAAGGGGAGUUCAUAAGCCCUUACACGGUCUUUCUACACCCCCUGGUUGAUAUAACGGUGAAUAUUUGUCUAUUCUGGCAAAGCUAACUAGUAAAGUCUGACAGUUUAGCUCUGACAUGGAUGACUACCAUCAUCGAUAUGAUACUUCUGGCCGCGGUCGAGAGAACAAAAUGCACCGCAAAAAGGGUUUUGCUGCUGGAGUGGUCAUGGGAAGUUCUGGAAGUGAAGAUGCUGAAAGAAAACCUAAAUUUCAAUUAAACAUUAAAAAUCUCACGGAUGAUGUGCUGGAUCGCUUUGCCAGCCUCCGGAUCCCAGGCAAGAAGGAGCGUCCACACCUGUCCCACAUUAAGCCCUCCUCCUCUGCCUCCUCCUACUCCUCCUCCUCCUGCGAUGGACCCACCUCCGCCGAGUUUGAGGAGCUCUCCCGCAAGAUCACCUCUGAGAAGGAGAUACUGGCCCUGUUUGAGAAGAUGAUGGAGGAUAUGAACCUGAACGAGGAAAAGAAAGCCCCUCUGAGGGAGAAAGACUUGGGCAAAAAGCGAGAGAUGGUGAUUCAGUAUGUCAUGACGGCAGCCAAAACGGGCGGUUUGAGGAGCAGCCAGGUUUCUCCCCAAGAGUUUCUGAACGAGCUGAAGUCUGGAGCUGUGGACGAGCGCCUCUUCGCCUGCCUGGACUCUCUCCGCGUGUCUCUCACCAGCAACCCUGUCAGCUGGGUGCAGAGCUUUGGCCAUGAGGGACUGGGGCUACUGCUGGACACCCUGGAGAGGCUGCUCUUCAAGAAACACCAAGAGAAAGUGGACCGAAAGAGUCAACAUAAAGUUAUCCAGUGUCUCAGAGCCUUCAUGAAUAACAAGUAUGGUCUGGAGCGGAUCCUGGGGGAGGAGAAGAGUCUGGCUCUGCUGGCGCGCGCGAUGGACCCCGGCCAGCCGGCCAUGAUGACGGACGUGGUCAAGCUGCUCUCCGCCAUAUGCAUAGUGGGGGAGGAGAACACGCUGGAGAAAGUGCUGGAGGCCAUCACCAGUGAGGGUGAGCGACGGGAUGUGAGCCGUUUCACCCCCAUAGUGCUGGGCCUCAAGGACCGCUCUGUGGCUCUACAGGUGGCGUGCAUGCAGCUGAUCAACGCGCUGGUGACGUCUCCUGACGAGCUGGACUUCAGGCUGCACCUGCGCAACGAGUUCAUGCGCAGCGGCCUCAGAGACGUGCUGUCGCAUCUGAGCGCAGUGCGUAACGAGGCCCUGGACAUCCAGCUGAAGGUCUUUGAGGAACACAGAGAGGAGGACAUGAUUGAGUUCUCCCAUCGCCUUGAGGACAUCAAAAGCGAACUGGACGAUGUGAGUGACGUGUAUAACGUGGUGCUGAGCGUGGUGCGGGAGACGCAGGCCGAGCCUCACUUCCUCUCCAUCCUGCAGCACCUCAUGCUCAUACGCAACGACUACUUCAUCAGGCCUCAGUACUUCAAGAUCAUAGAUGAGUGCGUGUCACAGAUCGUGCUGCACCGCAGCGGGACCGAUCCUGAUUUUACCUACCGCAAACGCCUCGAUGUGGACUUCAGUCACCUCUUAGAUGUAUGCGUGGAUAAAGCUCGGACUGAUGAGUUUGAGCAGAGGGCGUCCGAAUUGGCACAGCAGUAUGAUGAGGAGUUUAUUGGGCGUCAAGAGGCUGAAGCUCAGGUGUUGAAGAGAGAGGAGCGCAUCACGGAGCUGGAGGCGGAAGUUCAGGCCUACAGGGCUCAGUUUGGAGCUGUGGCGGUCACCUUGCCCUCGGCCCACUCUGGCCAGCCGUUCCCCUCCUCCCCCGGUUGCCAGGCGCCUCCUCCUCCUCCUCCUCCACCUCCCCCCGGUCCCGGAGGAGCAGGGCCUCCUCCACCACCUCCGCCACCUCCCUUGCCCGGCAUGAUGGGUGCCCCUCCUCCUCCUCCUCCACCCUGCGGCAUGCCUCCUCCGCCACCCCCGGGGGGGCUCAUGGCGUCCCCGACGCAGAAGCAGCUGCCUUUCGGCCUGCGCCCCAAGAAGGAGUUCAAGCCGGAAACGUCCAUGAAGCGCCUCAACUGGGCCAAGAUUCGUCCUCAGGAGAUGUCAGAGAGCUGCUUCUGGAUAGCUGCCAACGAGGGCCGCUACGAGAGUUCGGACCUGCUCACCAGACUAGCCGAAACAUUCAGCUCAAGCAGAUCCGCUAAGAGAGAGGAGGACAUGGAGCACAAGAAGCCCUCCAUCAAGAAGAGAAUCAAGGAGUUGAAGGUGUUGGAUCCAAAGAUCGCCCAAAACCUCUCCAUCUUCUUGGGCUCUUACCGGAUGCCUUAUGAGGAGAUCCGGAGAGUGAUUCUGGAGGUCGAUGAGGAGCAUCUCUCGGAGCCCAUGAUCCAGAACCUGGUGAAGCACCUCCCUGAACAGGAGCAGCUCACCGCGCUGGCGCAGUUCAAGAGCGAAUACAACAGCCUGUCUGAACCGGAGCAGUUUGGAGUUGUGAUGAGUGGGGUGAAGCGCCUUAAGCCGCGCCUAAACUCCAUCCUGUUCAAGCUGCAGUUCGAGGAGCUGGUCUCCAACCUGAGACCGGACAUCCUGGCGGUGAGCUCGGCCUGCGACGAGGUGCGGCGUAGCAAGAACUUCAGCCGACUGCUGGAGCUGGUGCUGCUGCUGGGAAACUACAUGAACGCUGGCUCGCGCAACGCACAGUCAUUCGGCUACGAUCUCAGCUCACUUUGCAAGCUGAAGGACACCAAGUCUGCGGACCAGAAGUCGACCCUGCUGCACUUCCUGGCGGAGGUGUGUGAGGAGCGAUACCCAGAGGUGCUGCGCUUUGCAGACGAACUGCAGCACGUGGACAGAGCAAGCAGAGUGUCGGCAGAGAACUUGGAGAAGAGCUUGCGUCUGAUGGAGAGACAGCUGCAGCAACUGGACAGAGACCUGCAGACCUUCAGCUCCCCACAAGACGAAAACGACAAGUUCACCACCAAGAUGACCAGCUUCUUCCAGCAGGCCGGGGAGCAGUACCAGAAGCUGGUGACGAUGCACAGCAGCAUGGCCACCCUCUACAACUCCCUGCUGGCCUACUACGCCAUGGACCCCAAGAAGACCUCCAUCGAGGAACUCUUCACAGACCUCAGCAACUUCAGGGCCAUGUUCACACAAGCAGUGCGGGAGAAUGUGAAGCAGCGGGAGGCGGAGGAGAAGCAGCGCAGGGCUCGUCUGGCCAAGGAGAAGCAGGAGAGGGAGAAACAGGAACGCCAGCUCAAGAAGAAGAGACUACUGGAGGUCAACGCAGAGAGCGAUGAGACGGGGGUGAUGGAUAGUCUGCUGGAGGCCCUACAGUCUGGAGCUGCCUUCCGAGACCGCAGGAAGAGAGCACCCCGGCCCAGAGAUGAUCCCACUCAGUCAUUCAGCCCCAGCUCUCAGCGACCCGUUCUGAAGCCCAGUAGUCACGAAGACGACGCCCAGACAGUCAGCGCUACUACUACCACUACCGCCCACAGACCCAUACUCAAGCCCUGUAACCACGAAAACAUAAAGCCCGUCCAGAGGUCUCGUUCGAGGCAGAACAUGAUGAUGACCUCCUGCUCCUCCUCCUCGUCCUCCACGCGGCCCCCCACCGCGUCUUCCGCUCGCCCUCCUCCCGCCACCUCUACCCGGGAGCCCCACCAGGAGGCAGAGCCCCCCCGCAGGCCCGCCCAGCGGCCCAGCCAGGAGAAGGAGAAGAAGGAGAGAGAGAGAGAUCGCGAUGCCGAGACGCCUACCGCCGCCACCCUGGCGGCCCCACCUCCGGCCCUCAACGGGGGGGAGACGGACGUGGAGGCUCUGCUGGCUCGACUCAGGGCACUAUGAUGAGCUUGAAUGGAAUGGAAGCGGCUUUUAAACUUCCGACACAUCACCACAAGCACCACUUCACUUCUGAACCUUUGGGCAAUUGAGGGCAACUUCAUUAAGGCUUCACCUCCUCAGCUCUGCAUAGUGUUCACUGUAUCUGUAUGCCUUUGUAAGUGCUGGGUGUGCUUUGCCUGUUUCUUUGGGGGGGGGUUUUCUAUCUGUCUUUCCCUCGCUAGCUAGCUCUGUCUACUCUUCCCUUCUCCCUCUUGUCUUUCUCCCCCACAAACCACAUCUCUCUCUCUCACUCUCCCCCCCCCUCUCUCUCUCUCUCUCUCUCUCUCUCU